GGCUCAGAGGGGCAGGACUCCGCGGAACAGCCCUGCUGUCUCGUGUGUGUGGUUCCAAAGGAUUUUACCUGCAGCCCCUCUCCGUGCUUUUGUAUUGCAACUAUAUUCACUGAAAGCCACGUGUAUUUAAAAAGGAAGGGACCAGUUAUGGAACUCCUGUGCUUCGAAAAAGACACCAUCAUCAGAGCCCGUCCGGACCCUAACCUCCUACAAGAUGACAGGGUUAUACAGAGCCUGUUGACCAUUGAGGAAAACUUUCUACCCCAGUGUUCUUAUUUUAAAUGCGUGCAAAAGGAGAUUCAGCCGUUUAUGCGGAAAAUGGUUACAACUUGGAUGCUGGAGGUUUGCGAAGAACAGAAGUGUGAAGAAGACGUCUUUCCUUUGGCAGUGAACUAUCUGGACAGAUAUUUAGCCGUGGUGCCCACUAGGAAAUCUUGCCUGCAGCUGCUAGGAGCGGUCUGCAUGUUUCUCGCGUCAAAGCUGAAAGAGGCGCACCCUCUAACCGCAAAAAAACUCUGCAUCUACACGGAUAAUUCCAUAACAACACAGACGCUGCUGCAGUGGGAGCUGGUGGUCGUGGGGAAGUUGAAGUGGAACCUCGCAGCCGUCACUCCGCAUGACUUCAUCGAGCACAUCUUCCGGAAGCUGCCGCUGCCCCAGGGCAAGCUGGCUCUCAUCCGAAAACAUGUGCACACCUUCAUCGCCCUCUGUGCCACAGAUUUCAGCUUCUCGAUGUACCCCCCCUCCAUGAUCGCCUGCGGCAGCGUGGGGGCGGCAGUGUGCGGGCUCCAGCUGGACAGGAGUGACCCGCUGCUCUCGCGAGGACAGCUGACUGACCUGCUGGCCAAAAUCACCAACACAGAAGUGGACUGUUUGAAGGAGUGUCAGGAGCAGAUUGAGAGCGUUUUGGUGAGCAGUCUACAGGAAGUCCAGCUGCAGCACACAGUGGACCAGAGGGGGCCGAACAGGAAGGGCGUGGACGAGCUGGACCCGUCCUGCACCCCCACGGACGUUCGCGAUGUCAACCUGUGAGCUCACAGGAACGUCCACAGCACAGAAUAAUAAAAAUAAAAAGGAAAAACACACAACAAAAAAAGAUACACGCAACCAAGUGCCUGCAAGUCCUAUAGAGCUUUAUUAUGUUUUAUAAAACUUGAGAUUUUCGUAAUCAAUGAUUGAAUAAUAUAGUUAUAUAUUUUAUCAGAAAAAUAUUAUUAAAAAAUCCUAUGAAAGCUCUUAAACCUUGAGACCAAAAUUCAAGGCCUGCAUUUGUGGGAUCAAGUUUUUUUAUUUUGUUUUUUUUUUUUUGUCCAUUUGUACAAUCCUGGGGGGAUGAUGCACGGGCUGGGUUUGUCAUUAGGAAAGAGUGGGGUAUCCUCACGGGGUGUUUCUCAUUGGGAGUGAAUGGGUCAGUCCUGCGGAGGGCAGAACAUUGGGCUUCCAGGGCUACAGUCAGGACCAUAAACCAGUCAAAAUGCAUUCAACAAUGCAGGAUAGUUAAUAUUAUUUUUAUUAUUAUUUUUAUUUUAAUAUUACAUUUAUUACCAUAGCCUGUGUGCAUGGUACUGGGUAGAAUGGGGAAAGGAGCUCACAGCUUUUAGAGGAAUUGUGGGAUAUAAGGAAAGUACCUCUGUAUUGCUGCCUAAUAUUAAUGCGCUUUAUUCUGAAAUGACAGACUUGGAGCUGGGCGAGGGCUGGACCCACCCAGAGCCUGGGAGAGAGCAAGAGGGGCGACAUUGACCCUCACCUGAUGUUAUCCAUGAGGUGUACCUUAUCAGAGGUGGACAGUACCAUCUGCUCUUACUGGGGCAAGUUCAGGUGUUGCAUUUUGUCGUUCAAGUUGGCAAUCAUAGAAUGCAGUAUUUUGUUACAAAUAGCAAAUCUUCAUUUUUAUCUCUCAUAUUUUACAUGAAGCUUGAGAGUAAGCUGAAUGCUCCCAAGAGCUGAUUUUGGUGAUGGAGGAGACCCGAGUCUGUAGGGGGAGCUAGAGAGUCAGACUGAAGGUGUGGCUCAGUGGGAGAAGAUGCCUGCAGUGGUGAGAGUCAGAGACAGAAAGUAAGUAGGAGGAAAUUGUGAAUGAGGGGGUGGAGUGUGGGGGAAAUGUUGAAUGAGGAAGAGAACUUUGGGGAAAUUGUAAAUGGAGGGUAGAGUUUGGGGAAAACGUUGAAUGAGGAAGAGUACUUUGGGGAAAUUGUGGAUGGAGGUUAGAGUUGAAUGAGGAAAGUGUUGAA
Molecule: messenger RNA, 2231 nt
Organism: Megalops cyprinoides (Indo-Pacific tarpon)
Lineage: Eukaryota; Metazoa; Chordata; Actinopteri; Elopiformes; Megalopidae
Product: G1/S-specific cyclin-D2-like
Exons: 5
Coding region: 148-1032 (294 amino acids)
Biological process (GO): regulation of cyclin-dependent protein serine/threonine kinase activity; mitotic cell cycle phase transition; positive regulation of G1/S transition of mitotic cell cycle
Cellular component (GO): nucleus; cyclin-dependent protein kinase holoenzyme complex; cytoplasm
Molecular function (GO): cyclin-dependent protein serine/threonine kinase regulator activity
Source: RefSeq, a predicted model, not a curated record